AUGACGGAGUUCAGAGAAGCUAUAAUUGAUUAUGAGAAAAAAGGAAAAGCAAUUACUUUACUACAUACCAACGUACCGCAAGAAUUUCAAGGAAAAGGAGUUGGAAAAAUAUUAGCAAAGUAUGCAUUUGACUAUGCCUUGGAAAAUAGUUUAGAAGAAGCGAUACAGGAAAUAGCGUACACCUCGGAGGAAGGUCGGUUGCUUAUCGCUCGCGCUGCAUUGGCCCUGAAGAAGGGUGAUGUAGACAAUGCAAUCGAUAUAUUGAACGAAGUCAAGCCAGGGCAGCCUUACUACUUUCAAGCUCACAGCAAAAUGGCCCACAUCUAUUUAAAGGAGAAGAGGGAUAGAGCCAAGUUCACCGCUUGUUUUAAGGAGAUCGUUAGCAAUCACCCCAUGGCCGACGCGCAUACGAUGAUGGGGGAUGCAUAUAUGUCGAUACAUGAACCAAUGCAAGCUGUGGAUUCGUAUGAAAUGGCGUUAAAAGGAAACCCUAAAGACAUGCAGCUACUUCGAAAAUUGGGCACGGCGCUCGUCAAAAUGCAUGACUACGACAGAGCGAUACAACAUUACGAGAACUCGUGCCAAAUGUUAAAUAACGAAGAAAUGAACUUCGAAUAUCUCGAGCUCCUUAUAAAGCUCAAGAAGUACGACAAGGUCGACGCGACCAUAUCGAGCGAGCUGAACCAGCUUCGCAACAAGGAGAAGGAUGUCGCGUCUCUGAGGCGGCGCAUACGGCUGCUGCUGACGCAGGCGAAAGGGCGCGAAUUGAAGGACCCUAACGCUGGCAACACCGCCCUGAUCCUCGCUGAAGCAAAGGACCUGCAGAUGUCGAUCGUGAAGAGGACGGAGAUAGACUCGAGGGGCGACCUUCAAGAAGAGCGGCAACGCUUGGCGAGCAUACUUUGCUCGCUAGCGAAGGCCAAGUCCUCAAAGGAGCCGGGCGUCGCAGCGAGUUUAUACUCCGAGGCCCUGAUACACUCUCCGAGGGACGCCGACAUUUUGCUGUCGCUGGCAAAGCUGUACGCGCACAUGAACAACCCUGAACGAUGCGAACAGACUUGUGCCGUUCUAUUGAACACUGAUCCAAACAACGAGUCAGCUGCGGUCAUGAUGGCGGAUCUGGCUUUUCGGAAGGUCGACUUUGAAACGGCGCAGCGGCAUCUGAGCCAAAUAUUGUCCGUGAAGCCGACUAGCUGGGAGGCGCUGGCGCAACUGAUCGAGGUCCAGUGGCGGCGCGGCAAGCUGGCGGAAGCGGAGCAGGCCCUGGACACGGCCAAGGAAUCCCUGGAGAACCUCGAAGACCCAGGUUACAACUACUGCGCGGGCCUCUGCUCACUGUACUCGGGAAAGGUGAACGCAGCGCUGCGGCAGCUGAACGUGGCGCGCCGCUCGCCGCUGUGGGGCCGAAGCGCAGCGCGUCGCAUGGCGCUGCUCUGCCUCUCGCAGCACGCGCCCGACGCCCUCGCUGAGCACUCGGACACGAGGUUGCUGGCCCUGAAGACAGCGGAGAAGUUGCUCAGCGAGGUGGAGCCGGCCGAGAAGAGGUCGCUGCAAGCGUUACUGCAGCUCGCGAAUAAACAGAAGUCUCAAGCCGAGAGGGUCCUGCAGGAACUGUUGCCGCUCGCUGCCGAGGACGGUAACCAGGACGACCCGUAUUUGAUCCUCGCAAUCGCGAACGCUUACAACAUCACCAAGCAACCGACCCGUGCGAAGAAUAUCUUGAAACGAACAAUCGCUUCUAUACCAUGGACACCGGAGAAAGCAGAUGGCCUGGAAAGAUGCUGGUUGGAAGUAGCAGAAGGGCAAGUCAACUCGAGCAGGCUGGACGCGGCGAAGGAAUUGCUCACUAAGAUUUUGAAUCACAACAACUCGUGCGCCACCGCCUACCAAUAUUUAGGGUAUAUUGCGGAGAAAGAGCAGAACUACAAGAGCGCUGCGCACAAUUACGACAACGCUUGGACACACAGUGGCAAAACGGACCUCGCAGUUGGCUACAAACUGGCCCACGCGUACCUCAAGCUCAAGAAGUACCCGGAAUGCAUCAUCGUCUCAAGGCACAUUCUCAAAGUGCACCCGGAAUAUCCCAAAAUAAGGAAGGAGAUAAUGGACAAGGCAAAGGCCAAUUUGCGGACG
Molecule: messenger RNA, 2133 nt
Organism: Iphiclides podalirius (scarce swallowtail)
Lineage: Eukaryota; Metazoa; Arthropoda; Insecta; Lepidoptera; Papilionidae
Source: the annotation of a GenBank genome assembly